AUGCCCAAACUCCCGGACAUAGGCCUGAUUCUCAAGUGUUUUAAGGACCUGUUAGUUACUCUGGCAGUGAACCUGACAGUCACCUUAGGAGCUCACAAUAUUCACAAGCAAGAGGACUGCCAGCAAACGAUUGUGGUUCAAAGCUAUCACCCGCACCGCAACUACAAAGAAUGUCCUCGAGCCAAUGACAUCCUUUUGCUGAAGCUGAAGGGGAAAGCCAGACUAAACAUAGUCAAUGUCAUUCGCCUGCCCAAGGCCAACAGAGAUGUCGCUCCACGGAGCCAGUGCAGCAUAGCUGGAUGGAGCCAUAUUGACCAUGGAAAAACAACCGACAAGCUCUUUAAGACCGAAGUCUCCAUCCGACCAGCAAAGCAAUGCCGCUCUUUGAACCCUGGGAAAACUAAUCGUAUAAUCUGCACAGGGAGCAAACACUGGGUCAAGGACUGCAGCCAGGUCAGUAGCAACCACGUCUAG
This is a messenger RNA of Dermochelys coriacea (leatherback sea turtle), 474 nucleotides long. RefSeq names its product mast cell protease 8-like. The record is from RefSeq and is a predicted model, not a curated record. Gene Ontology annotation, molecular function: serine-type endopeptidase activity. Gene Ontology annotation, biological process: proteolysis. Lineage: Eukaryota; Metazoa; Chordata; Testudines; Dermochelyidae.